Molecule: messenger RNA, 903 nt
Organism: Rotaria sp. Silwood2
Lineage: Eukaryota; Metazoa; Rotifera; Eurotatoria; Philodinida; Philodinidae
Source: the annotation of a GenBank genome assembly
AUGAUAACAAGAUUUGAAUGGUUGCCAAAUGAAAUUCUUCUUAUAAUAUUUUCUAAUUUAUCAUGGUCACAGUUGUUAAGAUCUUUCUGGUCAUUACGUAAACGAUUAGAUAUUUUAAUAUGCUCUAUUCUUUCAAAAAAUGACAAUCAAUUUAAUAGUGGUCUUGUUAUUGGUGAAUUAAAUUUAUCAUUUAAUCAAUGUCAUUCAUUGUUAUUACCAUUAAUUUCUAAUUCAUCAUCAUUAUUUGCUUCUUCUAUUCGACGUAUUCAUCUUGAUGGAACAAAUUCCAAUGCUUAUGAUUUAAUUGAUAAAUGGUUGUAUGAUAAUAAAAAAAAAAUUGUUCGUUUUCCAAACCUUAAAUCACUUAUUCUUACUCGGUGUUUAGUAAUAGAACCUUUAAUUGAAUGUUUACCGUUCCUUAUUAAAUAUCAACUUGAUGAGUUAAUAUUAACAUUUGAUGAAGAGAUUAUGAAAUUACUUCGAAAUUCAUGUAAAUUAAAGAUAAUAAAGCUUUAUUUAAAAAGAUUAAUCGCCAUUCAAGAAUUGAUAUGUCAAUUUUUCACUAGUGAAUGUAGACUAAUUUCACUUCGACUUGAUAUUACUUGUGAUGAUUCAGAUUUAGAUCUUCAUCAUUGUUUGAAACCUGAUGAUAACAUUUCUGUACAUUCAAUUUUUAAGAAAUAUCAACCGUAUUGUCUGACUCUGCGUCAUUUACAUAUUCAUCUUGAAUAUACAUGUUUUUUUGAGCAUCUUAUUGAACAUGUACCUUUACUUGAAGAACUAAAUGUUUAUUUUCGAGAUUCUUUGGAUAUCGAGCCACGAUCUAAUGUUGAAAUUGAAACAUUGAUACAAACAAAUGGAAAUUGGUUUAAUAAGGUAAUACUAAAAAGAAUUAUUAAAUGA